This is a messenger RNA of Hypoxylon trugodes, 2138 nucleotides long. RefSeq lists its product as uncharacterized. The coding region runs from base 608 to 1816 and encodes 402 amino acids. The record is from RefSeq and is a predicted model, not a curated record. NCBI's taxonomy places the organism in Eukaryota, Fungi, Ascomycota, Sordariomycetes, Xylariales, Hypoxylaceae. The transcript is spliced from 2 exons.
CUUUCACUUCUUCGACAGGUCAGCUUUGAUAAACUUGUUUGAGACGAUUCCAUUCAAAAUACAAAAAAUCCUAGUUACAUUUCCUGUAUAACUUGAUCUAUAUGAAAUGUGGCAAUGCAAAAUUUCUUUGUUAUUCAAUCUAGCCCAGGAGAAAAAGCCCGUCUCCUUAUUCUCAUUAUUCAGCUGUUUAAACAUUCAGUCAUCCACAAGGUAGUAGGUGCAAAUGACAAGAAUCUCGGUCAUUUCCUUUAUUCAUCCUAUCGAGACGAGUCGCAUAAAGAUACCAUAUCGGUCUUUCUUCUUCGCCACGAGCAAUAAUAAACGUUGCGAAACCCCGAUUGUCAAUAUGUGUCAACCCUUUGAUUUAACGAACCGCGUCAGCCCCCCCCCCUUUCAACAACCAAAAGGUCCGUUUACAAAAAAGGCUUUGUACCUUUUACCUAUUUGAUAGAAAAUGUUCAUAAGCCAAGUCCUGCAGUGGAAGGUUGAAUUAUAUCCCUGCUUCUCAACAGUUGUUUUUUUACAACCACCAGAACAGUCUUAUGAGAAGAAAUAUUUUUAGCUUCAUACGUUACUUAUCUCGUACUUAGGUUAAUUCACCCUACCAAUGACAAGCGAUGUAAAUGUCUCGAGACGUCUGAGUCUCGAGCCCUUGUGGACCAGCCAUCGUAGUCUCGGAGGCGCCACGAAGACGGUGUUUAGGCCAACCCCCAUAAACGUCAACCUAUCUCCGUCACCCGUGUCACCCAAAAGCCUCCCGGGUCCGAGUCCAAUCCAUCCCGCGUCCUACGAUGGUUCGAUGCGAAGGCAAGAUAGAGCAUUAGUCAAUAGUCUUGAUCACAGAGCGAAGCAUGUGAUCAAUAACUCGGCACCUCUAACUCCUAUUGAAGAAUACUCUCCGUCCCCCCUAGUUGCGCGGCUCGAAAGGAUCAGCAUAUUACCACCAAUGAGCAUAGCGCAUAGUUUGCUGACACCCGCUUCACCGGAUGUUGAGCCGCAAGGGGACUAUCAACUCUCUUCCGAAAGGUUUCGGUCAGUAACUACGCGUGAUGGUUUAUUAGCUCCUCAGGAUCGAAAUCCUAGCUAUUAUGCCACAGACAGUAGCAGCUUGUCCCCUGUCUCACCACGAAGGAACUCAGCGCAAGAUCAGCUUCGAACUUGGGGUCACGUCUAUUACGGCAAUGCCAAAACAGCUGACGCUUUCAUCAUCGCUCGAUCUCUCCGUCGGCCUAGUAACGGUUCCCAAGCUGAGACCAAGGGGCUAGAAGUCAGAAAGCUAGCAGAAAUAAGCAAGCAUGAUGCGCCGUUAGGGAAACGAGUAACGGUCCGUGCAAUCGUUCGGCCUCGAGCUUUGGAUAAACCUUCCUUUCUAAUCCAGAGGAACUUCAACAUAGAGGAGCUUCGAGCUACGAUACCUGAUCCUCCUUCACAACUACCAAUCCACAGUCCAGGUGGGCUAAGCCCCUUACCGGUGUCACCCCGUAGUGGAGUCGCCAUUCCUUCGCAAACAAGAGCUAGGCGAUCAAGUAGUGUGCGUUCGGGCACAUUACUUCGGGCAGGCUCGAGUAGCUUAGAUUUGGAGAGUUUGAUAAGAGACGCGAAAGCUGUACCUAUACACCUUCGGUAUGCUCGCGCUUAUCUCCCUGUUGUAGCGGCUCUAUUGCAGUCUGGGCAUGUCCAUGAGGGUGAUGUCAUAUACCUACCUAUGCCUCACGCCGAGGUAUGGCCGCAGACUGCACAAUACGUGUACACGGGGCAAGGUGAGCUGACAGAGGCAGUUAAGGAGAACAUAUUGUACCUAGCUGGGAAGGUUUAAUUCAUUACUUCACGGUGCACGUUUUGCUUUCUAUUAUGAGUACACGAAUUACUUCGUUUUCUAGGGAAUUCAGGAUAUCAAGCAAGCUUGGAGCUGGUAACAUCGGGUAAAAUAAGGUAAGUUGGUUAGCACAUGGUAAGGGUGAAGGCAAAUUUACCCAAGGAAUGAGAAUACCACGAGCACAUAAUGUGUAAUGGUCUUAUGUAUUUAUUUCAAAAUUUCCUACUUUGUUACUAUCUACUUUAUGAAAGGUCCAGGAGAGCUCAUAUACUUAGUUACCUAGGUAGAAUGUUUUAUGGGCUUUAUACAUACCUUUAGUCUA